AUGACCGAUAACAACGGUUCAAAUUGGGUAUAUCAUAAUAAUCGGUUGUUGUGGUUAGUUUUGUUGAUUAUUUCAAAAGGUUGUUGCAUCGAUUGGAACAGUGCAAUUAUUGCAACACGAGACGAGGAAAUUGCUGCACAUACUGAUCGUCUGUAUAAAUAUUUUGGUCAAAAAGUCGAUGAUGGAAGUCUGUUUCGAACACAGCAGCAAAUGCAACAAUUAAUUGGCGAUUUUAAAGAUGUCGAUCGGCAAAGGAUUCGUAAUCAUAACUUUACGGCGAUGACCAAUUGGUUGAAGGAAUACGCAAAAAGUUAUCCAAAAAUAACAACGCUUUAUACGGCAGGCCAAAGUUCAGAGAAUCGUAAUCUUUGGGUUAUGGUUAUUUCAAAAAGUCCACAACAACAUCAAAUUGGUGUACCCGAGUUUAAAUAUGUUGGCAAUAUGCAUGGUGAUGAGGUAGUGGGCCGAGAAUGUUUACUGUAUCUUAUAGCUGUUUUAUGUGAAAACUAUGGGAAGAACAAAUUUAUAACACAUAUGGUAGAUAAAACUCGGAUUCACAUUAUGCCUUCAAUGAAUCCAGACGGCUACGAAUAUGCAGUACGUUUUCAACAAAAAUUUCCUUCCAUAAAAAUACGUGGUAAUGCGCAUAACGUUGAUUUAAACAGAAAUUUUCCUGCCAAAUUUGAAGCACAUAAAGAAGAUGGAGGCAUGGGUCUUCAGCAAGAAACUAAGGUGGUCAUGCAAUGGCUACAGGAACAUCCGUUUGUUCUGUCGGCAAAUUUUCAUGGAGGUUCUCUGGUUGCCAACUACCCAUAUGAUGAUUCCGCGACCGGCAAAGAUGGUGUUUAUGCGGAAUCUCCCGAUGAUAAACUUUUCGUGGCUUUAGCUUACACUUACGCAAGGGCACAUGAAAAUAUGUGGAAAACUGGACGUAGGUGUGGCUUAGGGAUCAAUGGCGAUGAUUUUUACAAUGGCAUUACUAAUGGUAAUGGUUGGUAUCAUCUCGCUGGUGGAAUGCAAGAUUGGCAAUACUUUCAUACAAAUUGUUUGGAGAUAACUAUCGAGAUGGGUUGUAUCAAAUUUCCAGAUGACAGUAUACUGCCCAAAUUAUGGGAUGAGCACAAAUUCGCCUUACUUGCAUACAUGACUUUCGUGGAGAGGGGUAUAAGGGGGUUCAUUGUUGACGAAAAUGGUGAUCCGGUUAAGGAUGCAGUAGUUUCAGUACCAAAGGGAAAAAAUAUAACCAGUACCACAGAUGGUGAAUAUUGGCGAGUGUUGGUUCCUGGAAAAUAUAACGUAACAGAUGGGUCAUGGUUGGAGGGAAGUUAUUAUUACCUGUUUAAAAUGCUUCGAUUCAUAAGCAUUCGAGCGCAAUUUUCGACUGCUGAAGACGUGCCGUGUACUAGGACUAUUGGGGAAGAGAUACAGCUGGGUGUAAAGCGCAGGUUUCAGCCGCAAAACAACCGUGAAUUACGGUUCUGGGGGAUUAACGGUGGAAUGCAGGUGCACAACGUCGGAAGAAUCUGGGGAGGUCAGGAAAUGGAAAAACAAGAAGUACUGGGGAACUGCGAGGAGUUUGACAUAAAGUUGAAUGGUAUAUUGGGUGAGCAUAUACGUGGUAAUGGUAGCAUACAGCUGGCAGUGAUCGGUAUUGAUGAUUUUGGUAAAACAGUGUUGGAGUCGUUGGCAAAUGAAACUUGUACCGAGAAUCCAUUGUUUAGCAACUUGUUUUUCACUUCUACAUUAUUUAUGUUGCCUGAAUUUACCGUGAAUAGUAGUCUGGGCCUUCAGAGCCAUCAAGCAGUAGUGAUAUUGCGAAAAGGCUACGCAACAACAUCGAUAUACAGCCGCUAUGGCAAUAAGCCAGACGGCUUUCAUCAAAAGGAAUUUGAUCAAAGUCUUAAAAAGGUAUUUAGCCAAGAUGCACCAGUCUGUGUUGAUGAAUUACCGAAAGAAAAAGUAUCCAGUAUAGUUGCAAAAAUAAGCCAAAAAAAAAUGUUUGUACUCGACGUACCACUAGGUUGUUCAGACUUUAUACUAAACAAAUAUAUGGCGGCUAUUGCUGCUAUAUUGCAGACGGUAGCCGGUUUUUAUUCGCCGCCACGAGAUCAUGUCACCGAAUUUUCUGUUGUUCCUUCAGCUAAUCCAGGUGAUCAUUUCCUUCCAUCUGAAAUGGUUAUGGCAACAAGUGCCGGUCUGGAACGCAUUGAAAAGGAGCAUUGCGGAGAAGAGAUUAAUAUAGGCAGCUUGAAAGUCGUUCGUAUGGGCGUGAAAAAUGGACCUGCAACUCUUGUGAUGGCCAUUGAAAAAAAAACUGAGACAUUACUUUAUGAGCUGAUGACGAGUUACUGUGACUCGGAAAAGUCAAAUCCUGUUGUUGGAAAAAUUGUAAAUUCAUCAGCUCUUAUACUCGUUCCUGCAAUCCCGAACACGCAAACAGACUGUCAUGAUUAUUUAAAUAUCAUUGCGUUUGAAGGAAUGAUCCGCUCGGUCGUAACUAAAUUUCCUUUAAUCGAUUAUGUUAUUCUUUUGGCUACUGGAGGUAUGAAGGUUAGAUACCUUGAUGUUUCUGGCAAAAAAAUUGCUAAGCAUCUUGCUUUGGCUUACAGCAGUAAGCACGCUAUUAUGAAUGUUGAACUCCCAGAAAUAUGCAGUAAUGCUGAGCCUCGCCCGUCUCUUGAUACUGUGCAGUGGAGCGAAACUGAGCCAAAAAUUCCCGACACUUUGCUUGUACAAGCGGCAUGUUGCUACGAACAAAGUGGUUCCGGUCAUCUUUUGAAAGAAAAUAGCGCUUCAAUUACCGAAGUUCUUGAGCAGCGAACUCAAGGAGUAAUGGGUAAAAUAUCGUCUUGUAACGGCGUGCCGAUUGAACCACCAGUAACAGUUUCUGUCGAAAAAAUAUCGCGAAGCUAUAACACAGUUGUCAGUGGUUUUUACUUUAUGGACCUUCCUAUUGGUACACAUAAAGUUACAAUUAGAAAAAAGAAUUAUCAUCCAGUAGUAUUUCACGUAAAGGUAAGAAACCUUAUAUUACAUUUUUAG
Messenger RNA from Enterobius vermicularis (human pinworm), 3042 nucleotides. The record is from the annotation of a GenBank genome assembly. Lineage: Eukaryota; Metazoa; Nematoda; Chromadorea; Rhabditida; Oxyuridae.